UUCGUGAAAAGUGUUUUAUAUCGUGUUCACGUCAUUAGAUUUUUGUGUCCUUUUAGAAGAGGAUAAAAGUUUUUUGGUAAACAAAAGUGUAAAAAAAAAAAACUCACCACAAAAAUGGAUUAGCUAUGAAAAUGGAUAACUCCACUAACUAAGGUGGUAGUGGUCGUGUGUGGUGGUGUGUGGUCGUGGAGGUGAUGUGACUUCUGGCAGAUCUUUGUGAAGAUCACACGCUGCUUCUGGGUUGUUGGUACGGGAGAGCCGUCCAGAUGGCGGUGUGGGAGUGAGGGUGUGUGCCCGGGGCAUGUGUUGGCGUUGAGGUGGCAGGCGGGCAAUGCUGAGGGUACCAGCAGCACCAGGGUUCUCAUGCAACAUGCAACGUUUGGCGGCACGAGCGGCAGUAGGCGACGACUCAGCGAGGCGAGCGGCGUGACGACCUGUGAACUGGAUGGUGGGGGUUCUCAUCCCCCCGCCAUGAGCUUCUCGCUGGUGGGCGUGAUGCUACUACUGCUGCUGAGUAUGGUAGGGGCGGUGGGCGGGGAGAAGCGCAGUCCCAGAGUAGUCACUACCAAGUACGGGAAGUUAAGGGGAUCUAUCCGCCCGCUCCCCAACAAGCACCUUCGGCCAGUCGAAGUCUUCUUGGGAGUCCCAUACGCUACACCUCCCAUUGGCUCCAACCGGUUCAGCCCGACGAGAACGCCUAGUCCUUGGGCUGGGGAACGUAUGGCAGACCAGUACGGUCCUGUCUGCCCCCAGCACCUGCCGGAGCUGUGGGAGGAGGAAUCAGAAUCGAUGGUUCCUCGGCAGCGACUAGCACACAUUCGCCGGCUGGCCAACUACUUGACUCACCAAGCAGAGGAUUGUCUGUACCUCAACGUGUAUGUUCCCUCUCUAGUGGCUGAUACGACUGGACACAGAGCGCUGCCUGUCAUUGUUUACAUCCACGGUGAGAGUUACGAGUGGGGCGCCGCUAACCCUUAUGACGGCUCUGUGCUGGCUGCCUACGGUGAAGUCAUCGUGAUUACUCUCAACUACCGCCUUGGUCCUCUAGUGUAUGGUGGUGUUACAGGUCCUCGACCGAGGUUAAGGGACCACUAUCGUGCCCACCAGCUGGCGCUGUGGACCUGGCUGGUCCCACAACUCCAGCGGGUCGGUCAUUUGGAGUUCCUGACCUUACGCGACCCGGAGUCGGAAGACGUAAACCCAGAGGACCAACUUCAAGAACUGUCCGUGUUGCACCACUUGUUCUCCAAACACGACGACCACGACCUCUACUCUGGGGUGGUGCGUCCUCUACAACACAUGGCUGGACACUACAUCCUUCCCUCUACCACUACUACAUCAGAACUCCUCGUUACCACACCUUCCUCUCUUUCUAACUUCUUCAGCACGCCGAGAACCACACUAAACAUUUCAGACCCGCGACCGUUUCCGGACGUGACGCCGAACGAUAAAAUCCACGCUGAAGCGACAAUGCCCGAGGCGGUAGACUACAUCGCUUAUUCUACCGCCCUCUCGGUUACAAUAGCCAUCGGAGUAUCGCUACUAAUCCUAAACAUUUUGAUUUUCGCUGGUGUGUAUUAUCAACGCGAUCGAUCGCGUCUCGGGGAUAAAACUGAGCAGCAAAGUCAGCAGAACAGCCAAAGCAGCAGCGAACAGCAGAUGGCAGCCAUUAGUUCAGCUUCGGGUCCUAUAUUAGGGUCAACUAUAAACUUGGAGGUGACGAAGUCGCCUUUAACAGCGACAUCCUCGCUCAAAGCUCCUCUCUCACCCUUGACACACACUCAGCCCUUUACGCAUAUAUCUGAGUGUCCGCCCGCCUUCGCUGACACACCCGUCAGUCGCGAGGCGGGUGGGCACUGUAUCGCUGUAGCUCCACCUACUAUACCAAACGGCAGCGCUACUCUUGUAGGUGGCCAGCCGCAACAGCAGCAGCAACAACAGCAACAACAGCAGCAACAGCAACAACAUCAACAGCAGCAGCAUCAACAGCAUUUACAACACCAACAGCAACUGCAGCAGCAGCUACAUCAACAGCAGAUACAGCAUCAACAGCAACUGCAGCACCAGCAUCAAUUACAGCAGCAACAGUAUCAGUUGCAACAUAAACAAGUGACGAUGCCUCGGCCACCGCCACCGCCUCGGCUGAUGCCUGCAGAAUCGCAGCCGCUACUUCCUGCGCACGUGCCGGCUCCACCCAGAGGCAAGAUACCACCGUACGAGGAACUCCGAGUAUGAUGGCGGCGCCCUCUGGUGACGGUGUUAUCUGCUGCCGAGCACCUCCAGGGAGGCACCCUGCCUCCCUGCACGCCCCUACAGCACCACCCUCAUGCUCAGGUCGUUGACUACUAUGGCGGAACGUUCUAUGAUGGACAGGACAUGACCACCUCUUUCCGUAGUGACGAACCAAUGGUGGAGAUGCGGGGUUUGGAUUGUGUCGGCAGCUCGUUAACGUGGCCUCGCAAGGCCCGUGGACCUCGCACCUGGCCAGAGGGCGAUCCAACUUGCCUGCAGAUGCAGCACGAGCACCAAGGAGCUCCGCGCUCCUAGCAAUAAGAGGCCGAGUUUGGUUUCGGACAGUAGUGAGGUGAUUCCGGACAGUUCUGAACAUCUUCCCAGUACUGCUGCUGCGCUCACCUGCAUAUUUAUACGUUUAAUAAGUUUUUAAAACUUAUCUAUGUGGAAGUGUGCACUUUUUAUAUGUAUGUGACUUAUAAUUGUGUAAAAAUUGUGUAAAUACUACACAGAUAAUUUAUUGACAUGUUGCAAAUUACAAUGUUUUCAAUAAAACUUGCUAGUACA
Messenger RNA from Cherax quadricarinatus, 2799 nucleotides. Lineage: Eukaryota; Metazoa; Arthropoda; Malacostraca; Decapoda; Parastacidae. The record is from RefSeq and is a predicted model, not a curated record.